Molecule: messenger RNA, 854 nt
Organism: Salvia miltiorrhiza (redroot sage)
Lineage: Eukaryota; Viridiplantae; Streptophyta; Magnoliopsida; Lamiales; Lamiaceae
Product: ethylene-responsive transcription factor ERF106-like
Exons: 1
Coding region: 25-711 (228 amino acids)
Biological process (GO): ethylene-activated signaling pathway; regulation of DNA-templated transcription
Molecular function (GO): DNA binding; DNA-binding transcription factor activity
Source: RefSeq, a predicted model, not a curated record
GGACAUAACAGUACUAGAUUUAACAUGCUUAUCUCUUCGCUGUCGAAUAAAAUCCCAAUUUACGUAUUUAUAAAGCCUCCCCAACUAAAAACUUGUAUAGAUCAGUCACUACUUACGUUUCCCUCUCUAAAAUACAUUCUCUCUCUGAAAUAUCUAUGCUUGGGCAUGGCAACCUCAGACGCAUCGCUUACGCUGGAGCUUAUCCGCCAGCACCUCCUUGAAGACGCCGACUCGUUUUUCAGCAACGUUACUACUCUUUGUUUCUCCGAUGCUUAUGGAGAUGAGCUGAACGCCCUACCCGAAAUCGACUCCCCUUCAUCCGGGUCGGAUCUCAACGCUGUGGGCCCGGAUGAUUUCGAGACGAAGCCCCAAAUUAGCUCAGCCGAUGAUGAUCUGUCGUCGGUGAAACCCGAACCCGAACACUGGUCGGGCGGCGGAAGGCGCUACAGGGGAGUUAGGAGGAGGCCGUGGGGAAAGUACGCGGCGGAGAUCCGGGACCCGGCCCGGAAAGGGAGCCGGGUCUGGCUGGGGACUUAUGACACCGACGUGGAUGCGGCCAGGGCGUAUGAUUGUGCUGCUUUCAAAAUGAGGGGCAGAAAGGCCAUUUUAAACUUUCCGUUCGACGCCGGAAAAACGUCGCCGCCGCCCAACGCCGGCCGGAAGAGGAGACGAGAGAGGAUGCCUGCCCGGUUGUGUGAGAUGCACUGCUAAUAUAUUCGUGGAAUUUAAUUACGAUAAAUGUGUGUGAGAUGCCGAGUUGUAGUUUUUACUACUCCUUUAUUUGUUUUUGUGUUUUUUUGUACAGGGAAAUUUAUAGUUUUGAAUAGCUAAAAAAACCUUAUUAUCUUGAUGAA